UCCUCUCUGGGCAUCUCCGGAUGUCUACAGCAAGACUCUGCAAGACCAACUGACUCCCGCCCAUUCGCAGCUAUCGGUCCAAGGAGCGACACACGGAUAUGGAGCGCAAGAGGAGGCAGGAGCAGAAGACGAGGCUCCAGGAGCUGAGAGAUGUAAUCCCCAUUCUGUCGGUCGAGUCGGCAUCGAUGGCGUCUGUCCUGGUCGCAGCCAGAGACCAUAUCCUCGAGCUCACCAGCCAGGUCAAGGCGCUGGAGGAGCGAUGUCGGCAGCUGGAACAGCCUCAUCACUCGGCCGACGGAGCUGUCCAUAGUGCUGCUCCCUUCCAAAGCCCUCCACCAAAACGAAAGCGUCCGAUGGCGGUCAAGUUUUCGGAAUACCAAUACCGGCUGCCGGAGACUGCAGCCGGCCGGCAGUUGCUGCCGCCGCUCCAACCUGACCCGUUGACGCUUCUGGAUCCAGUGCCGACGAGCCUCUCGGCCCUGCUGGGUUCGCAUCCGACCACAACCGUCCACCUUCAGCCCCUCGGCCUGCCUACUCUGAACUCUCUCCCGGCACUUGCCGACUAUACCCAUUCCCUAGGGCCCCAUAUCGGUCCGGCGCUGUGGAGGCCGCCCGAGCUCGCCGACGCCCACACAGCCGCCGCCGAACUUGGAAACGCUGGUGCAGAGGAACCCAUCCUCGAUGCAGUGGACAUCCCUAUCGACGGCCAGCCCAGCGGCCCUGUAAGCAACCCGGCCGACGGCCCACUUUGCGUCCCCUCUGAUGGCUUUGGCAAUCAGGACGAACAAGCAACAUCGCUGUUGGUCGAUGCCCGCCAGGCAGGCAGCCCUCCAGCUUCCGAGCGGCCAAGUCUCAUCCCCAACGACGCAGCCAACUCCGAGGCAGAUCAGAGUCCCUUCAUCUCCGAAGGCCUGCUUCCCGAGCCAGCCGAUCCCGAACCACUGUUUUCCCGUCCAAACCUGCUCAAGAUAUCCUCCCUCAUUGAGCCCUCGCAGACGGAACCUCGACAUCCGAUGCUCAAGACCCGCGAGUCCAUAAUCGACAACGGCUUUGAGGCAGCAAGGCGUCUAUUCGUGAGCAGGAGCGACUCAUCCUGCUAUGUCUUGGAGUCGAUGCGAGAGGUGGCUUCUCGUGGGCUUCUCGCAGGCUCGCGAUCCUUCCAUCAAGCCUGUUCAUUUGUAUCCUCGGACGAUUCGUCGAUACUAUAGGCCAACGGGGACUACCAGCUGCAUGUCGGUGAUCCGUCAAUGUGCUGGCGCCGUGCUCUUUCCUCACUUGACCCUGAUGCAAGCAGGAACCCCUCGGUGGAGGGGGGGCGCCGGCGCUCCUGCUCAAAAGGCGCGAGAGUUACUGGGCGCUGCAAUCUGUUGGUCACGAUUGUCGGGCUCGAUGGCAAAAUGCCGCCAAAUACCCAAACGUGCACGGCCAUGGA
This is a messenger RNA of Polychytrium aggregatum, 1432 nucleotides long. RefSeq lists its product as uncharacterized. The transcript is spliced from 5 exons. The coding region runs from base 99 to 1208 and encodes 369 amino acids. NCBI's taxonomy places the organism in Eukaryota, Fungi, Chytridiomycota, Chytridiomycetes, Polychytriales. Gene Ontology annotation, molecular function: protein dimerization activity. The record is from RefSeq and is a predicted model, not a curated record.